Molecule: messenger RNA, 1404 nt
Organism: Procambarus clarkii (red swamp crayfish)
Lineage: Eukaryota; Metazoa; Arthropoda; Malacostraca; Decapoda; Cambaridae
Product: homologous-pairing protein 2 homolog
Biological process (GO): meiotic joint molecule formation; meiotic strand invasion involved in reciprocal meiotic recombination; homologous chromosome pairing at meiosis
Cellular component (GO): condensed nuclear chromosome; DNA recombinase auxiliary factor complex
Molecular function (GO): double-stranded DNA binding; recombinase activator activity
Source: RefSeq, a predicted model, not a curated record
GAUAUUUGGCGCGCAGGCCGACGCUCGGGCGGUGCUUCAGCUGUCUUGUCUGUCUUGAUUUCCUCUUAAGAAUGAGUAAGAAGGAUUUGGAAGCGAUGGAGAAGAUAAAGCGGUACCUGGAGCAGCAGAACCGUCCCUACAGCGUCAACGACAUCUUCAUGAACCUACACAAGGAGGUGGGGAAGACGGCGGUCCAGAAGUGUCUGGACCAGCUGGUUGGUACUGGAUCAAUUAAAGAAAAAACAUAUGGAAAACAAAAGGUGUACGUAUUCGACCAGGAGCAGUUUCCUGCAUUGGAUGAAGAGAAGCUCAAAAAGAUGGACAAGCAGGUAGAAGAGCUCAACCAAACAAUCAAGGAAACUGAGAAAGAGUGUGCAGAGGUGGAGACCAAGCUGCGGAAUUUGAGCUCAAGUCUCACAACAGAUGAAGCUAAAAAGAAAAUUUCACAGCUAGAGGAAGAGGUUUCCAAACUUGAACAUAAGCUGUCUAGUCUGAAAGAGAAUCAGGUCCUUGUUUCCAAAGAAGAAAAAGACAAAAUCACUAAAGCGAGCGAGCAGAUGAUCAAACAGUGGCGGAAGAGGAGAAGAAUGGCGCUAGACAUACUAGACGCAAUCAUGGAAGGAUACCCCCACCCCAAGAUGCAGCUCUUUGAAGAGAUUGGAAUUGAAACUGAUGAAGACGUUGGAGUGGUGUUGCCAAAGUCUUAAAAGGUAAAAGUAAUACACUGCAGGUAAAUGUUUAAAAAUAUAUAAAUAUAUAUUAGUAUUUUUUUGUACAUUAUAAAACUGUGCCAUACAUGGCAUCCCAGAAAGACCAUAGAAUAUUUUCUUUUUGUAUUGUUUGUAUAUAUAUAUUCAGCCUUGGCACUCUUAAAUUUCUUUGGGUUUGUAACAUAAUUUUUUGCUCAUUUACCAAAGAUGUAAAAUUAUGUAUUUAAUUUGUUAAGUUGGGUUACAUCAGAAGAGAAUUAGUGAUCAUGUGGCAUGUGCAUGUUCACUCUCAUAUUUCCCACUUUCAUGGGAUAAGGUAGUGUUGUUUUGGAGAAACAGUUUGAGUAAUAAAGUAUAGUAAAAGAAGGUUGUAAAUUAUAUAUUAUUCUAUAGAUAUCUUAAAUUCUUGUCUUCAUUUUACUUCUCAAAGGCAAUGAAUUUUAUAUGAAAUGUACCAAUGUAUUUUUCAUUUUAUUUUACAUUGAAAUACUGUAUGUUGAUUGUAUCGCUUUUUGAUGUCCGGUGGCCCCAUUUUGCCGUUUUGUAUCACUAUGUUGAAGUAGGAAAGACAUUAGCCAAUUUUUAUGCUUUUAAAUGGUGUCAUGUAAUUGUGCCUAAUAAUGUUUGUCACUUGUCUUUGUUCAAUAGUAUUUGGUCUUACUAUGAAUUUUGAUUAAAUUUCAAACAAAUUUGA